AUGUCGCCUACUUUGAAGAAUCACAUCUCCGCCAUCGUCUUCUAUGGAGACCCGUGCCACAUGCCAAAUCAGACAUACAACAUGGGCAAUGGCACUCGAAGCGCUGAGGGCCAAAAGCAGCGUGCAUUUCUGAAUGAGCACUACUCAGACUUGAUCGCCGACUACUGCAACCCCAAUGACCCCGUCUGUGCCUCGAGUGAUGAUAUUACGGCGCAUAUGGAGUAUGUCUACUUGUGGAACGGCAACGCUGCUGCAUUCUUCAAGAGGAAGGUCACUGAGACUCUUAAAUUGGGCAGCGGAUUGAAAGGUAUACAAUCUGAAUUUAUAUAA
Messenger RNA from Aspergillus wentii DTO 134E9, 330 nucleotides. RefSeq lists its product as uncharacterized. Lineage: Eukaryota; Fungi; Ascomycota; Eurotiomycetes; Eurotiales; Aspergillaceae. The transcript has 3 exons. The record is from RefSeq and is a predicted model, not a curated record. The coding region runs from base 1 to 330 and encodes 109 amino acids. Gene Ontology annotation, molecular function: hydrolase activity.